This is a messenger RNA of Penicillium expansum, 330 nucleotides long. RefSeq lists its product as uncharacterized. Gene Ontology annotation, cellular component: mitochondrion. The record is from RefSeq and is a predicted model, not a curated record. Lineage: Eukaryota; Fungi; Ascomycota; Eurotiomycetes; Eurotiales; Aspergillaceae. Bases 1 to 330 code for a protein of 109 amino acids. The transcript has a single exon.
AUGCCCCGAAUCCCGUUUUCUGUCAUCCUAAAAGCCCAACGGGAAAACUAUCUUUUGCCUAUACUCCUCAAAGAAUGCCGCACAGUCGAUUCUGCUCGCAAUGAACUUCGCUGGCUACAGGAGCGGGCAGUUCGCGAUAGCGAGUCUCUUUCAAGACCAAAGGCAUGGAGAAGCCGAUUGAGAUCUAUGUGUCAGAUGCGAUCUAGAGGAUAUCCCCUCCAAUAUAUUCUUGGAGAUCAACCAUUCGGUGACUUGGAAAUUCUCUGCCGAAGAGGCGUUCUGAUCCCAAGGUCAGCCCAUCGGAUUUCUAAAAGAGGGAUUUCUUGCUGA